Salvelinus namaycush (lake trout) is the source of this 2352-nucleotide messenger RNA. Its product is annotated as CDP-diacylglycerol--glycerol-3-phosphate 3-phosphatidyltransferase, mitochondrial-like. The transcript is spliced from 10 exons. The record is from RefSeq and is a predicted model, not a curated record. The coding region runs from base 421 to 1815 and encodes 464 amino acids. Gene Ontology annotation, biological process: cardiolipin biosynthetic process. Lineage: Eukaryota; Metazoa; Chordata; Actinopteri; Salmoniformes; Salmonidae. Gene Ontology annotation, molecular function: CDP-diacylglycerol-glycerol-3-phosphate 3-phosphatidyltransferase activity. Gene Ontology annotation, cellular component: mitochondrion.
CUGACAAGGUGAAACAGUUAAAGCCGUUUGCUUAGACUACCCUUGAUAAAAACCACAAUUCAAGCCUGACGACUAGCCUACUGCACUUAUAAACAAAGUGUUACACAAUACACAAUUUAAACUCAAGCUUCCACAGUAUACUAUAGGCCCCUCAAACUCAACUCUGGAAUCGACGCCAGUCACACUGCGUUUUUUCAUUGUUACCGUCUAAGGGACUGAUUUAUAUCUGGGACACCAGGUGGGUGCAACUAAUUAUCAUGUAGAACAGAAAAACAGCAGGCUCCGGACCUCGUAUGGUCAUCCGUGUUGCUCUUAGCCCCUCUCCUAGCGGAGGCAGACCCCUCUCCCCUUCCUGUCUUCAGGUCCCCUGGCUCGACUGGAGUUCAGGGCACCGAUGGCCUCCGUGCCCGCUUCCGCUGGAUGGCAGAACACGUGCCCGCCUUCAGGGUGCCCGGCACACACAUCCACAUCCUCACAUCCCCUGACCAGUUCUACCACACCAUGAAGGCUCGUAUAAAGACGGCUAAGAGGCGGGUGGUGAUGGCCUCCCUGUAUCUGGGUACAGGGCCGCUGGAACAGGAGUUGGUGGACUGUAUGCAGGAAGCUCUGAAGCGUUCACAGGAGGGUGACAACCCCGACCUGCAGGUUUCCAUUCUACUUGACUACACUCGUGGCUCACGAGGUAAGACUAACUCUAGAACCAUGUUGCUGCCGUUGCUGAAGCAGUACAGCAGUCAGAUGCGUGUAUCUCUGUACCAUACCCCUGACCUGAGAGGGCUGCUCCGGCUCCUGGUCCCACAGCGCUUCAACGAGACCAUCGGGGUACAGCACAUCAAAGCUUACCUGUUUGAUGACGACCUCAUCAUCAGCGGGGCCAACCUGAGUGACUCGUACUUCACCAACAGACAGGACCGCUACGUGCUCCUGGAGAACUGUGGGGAGGUGGCCGACUUCUUCUCUGAUCUGGUGGGCGCCGUGGGUGACGUGUCGUUACAGCUACAGACCGACAACUCUGUGAGCAUGAUGUACGGCAUGGUGCACCCCUACAGAGGCAACAGGGAUGAAUUUUCGGCGUCGGCUCGGCAACACAUCAUGGAGGUGGUCAACACGGCUCAUGCGCGGCAACACAUCGCCGAAUCAGAACGUUUAGUGCGGGAGAGCGAGGGGGAGGAAGGAGGGAAGGAGGAUACUUGGGUUUUUCCUCUGGUUCAGAUGAAACCUCUGGGAAUACAGGUGGAUGAGCAGGUCACACAGCGUUUGCUGACUGAUGCAGGUCCCGGUGCGACGGUGUUUCUGACGUCGGGGUAUUUCAACCUGACCAGGGCCUACAUGUCGCUGGUUCUCGGGCUGGGCGCCGACUACCGGAUCCUCACCGCCUCCCCGGAGGUCAACGGGUUUUUCGGCGCCAAGGGCAUUGCCGGAGAGAUCCCAGCCGCCUACAUCCACAUUGCCAGACAGUUCUACAGCAAAGUGUGUCAGCUGGGACAGCAGGAGAGGGUUCACCUCCACGAGUACCACAGAGCACAAUGGACCUUCCACGCCAAGGGGUUGUGGUACUACCUACGGGGGCAAGUGCGGCCAUGCCUGACACUGAUUGGGUCUCCUAACUUUGGCUAUCGCUCUGUGCACCGGGACCUGGAGGCCCAGAUCGCCAUAGUAACGGAGAACCAGGUACUACAGGCCCAGCUGCAGGAGGAGCAGGAGAUGUUGUACCAGAGGUCUACCGAGGUGUCCAGCUCUACGUUCCAGCAGCCAGACCGCCACGUCAAACUGUGGGUCAAACUGCUUACUCCCCUCAUCAAGAACUUCUUCUGAGAGACACCUCCUAACACAGGAAGCAGACUGCGGCCAAUACCCACUUGGCAGGCUUCUCCUUGGUCUUGAGGUUGAAGGUCCAGGUGGUGGGGCCCCUCAUACAGGUCUUGUUGAUGGGACACUCCUCGUACACGUUCUUGGUCUCCUGAUGGUCCACCGGUACCGCCUUGAUGAAGAUCGGCAUGUUGGGGGUCAGCUCCUUCAGACGAGCGUCCGCUAUCAUCCCCAUCUGGGUGUCCCAGCACUCCCCUGCACACACACUACCCCACACACACACUGUAUAAAGGGUUGAACUCUAAACAUAGAAAUAUCUGUCAUCGCUCCAUCCCCUGUGACUGACCCUUCAUCGCCACAUUGUGUGUAUCUACAAACGGAUCCCUUAGUUUACCAAUGCCUGAGAUAUAGUACUGAGUUUUUACUGCUGUGUGUUUUCAUUGAACUAUAAACAUUCUGUACAUAUAGACCAACAGGAGGAACUGUAGUACAGGAUGUUUUGUACAUUCAAUAAACUCUCAUUAGUUCUGUAUUGACAGAGUG